Messenger RNA from Colletotrichum orchidophilum, 2172 nucleotides. RefSeq names its product HSF-type DNA-binding protein. The record is from RefSeq and is a predicted model, not a curated record. Gene Ontology annotation, biological process: regulation of DNA-templated transcription. Lineage: Eukaryota; Fungi; Ascomycota; Sordariomycetes; Glomerellales; Glomerellaceae. Bases 1 to 2172 code for a protein of 723 amino acids. Gene Ontology annotation, molecular function: sequence-specific DNA binding; DNA-binding transcription factor activity. The transcript has 2 exons.
AUGCCGAUGCCACAGGUACAACAGCACUCAUUUCCCAGCCCGCCCAGCGACCAGUUCUUGCGAUGGGGAGGGUCAGCGGAUCCUGCCGGCCUCGUAGACGGCACAGGGGCACAGGCUGUCAACUCUUACGGCAUUGUCCCCGGUCAGCAACAACAGCAGCAAUUCGUGCAGCCCACACCGAGCCCCAACAAUGCUGUUGCACGGAGGCAAAUGAAUAGAGCACUCGUUCCCACAAGCGCAAGGCAGAAUUUCGAUUCGCCCAGCGACCCUUGGUCCUUCGUCGGUGAAGACUCUGCACUUUUGCAGCAACAACAAGCAAACGGAACCAUGGCCGAGACCGACAACAUCGAGGUCCUGGAGGAGAUGGCUCGCAAAGCUAUGAGAGAUGCGCAGCAGAAGCGGAAGCAGAUUCCGCCAUUCGUGCAGAAGUUAAGCAGUUUUCUUGACGACGAUAAGAACUCUGAGCUCAUUCGGUGGUCCGAAAAAGGCGAAUCGUUCAUUGUCCUCGACGAGGAUGAAUUUGCGAAGAAGCUGAUUCCCGACCUCUUCAAGCACAACAACUAUGCUUCCUUUGUACGACAACUCAACAUGUACGGCUUCCACAAGCGGGUUGGCUUGUCGGACAACUCGAUGCGCGCGAGCGAGCGGAAGAACAAGAGCCCAAGCGAGUACUCGAAUCCCUUCUUCCGACGAGGGCAUCCCAACCUGCUCUGGCUCAUCAAUAAACCGAAGAGUGGUAACAAGGGCAAAAAGGGCGCCAAGAACGCAGAGGUCGAGGGCGACAGCGAGGAGGACGCCGUCAACAUUGACGAUGGCGUUACACAAGGUUUUAGCACCGCCAGUGCACCUGCCAGCAAAGCCCUGCCACCCUCGGGUGACAUGCCGAUACAGAAGAAGGAAAUGACGUUGAUCCGUGAAGAGUUGGCCAAAGUACGCGAGCAGCAGAGAAUGAUCAUGACAGCGAUUCAGCGAAUUCAGCAAGACAACACCACGUUGUAUCAACAGGCCGUGGUCUUCCAGAGCCAACACGACCGCCAUCAGAACUCGAUCAACGCCAUUCUCAACUUCUUGGCCAAUGUGUUUAGGAAGACACUCGAGGAUCAAGCGGGCCCUCAGAGUGUAAACGACCUGCUCGCGAGCAUCAUUCCGAAUGGCACAAGCUCCAGCUCUGUACCUCAAGGAAGCGUUGUGGAUUUGGGCGACUACGUCCAAGCACAAACCUCGGCAGUAAACAAUAUCAAUAUCCCGAAGCGUCGGCAAGCGCUUCUCCCGCCCAUUCCAAAUGGCCGCGCAAAUACUGUGUCGCCGUCACCAGCUAGCGGCUCGGCGACGCCUCAGCCAUUUAACCGCGAGAUGGGCACGGUCACGGAGCUCUUUGAAACCUCGCCCGGCGACCACACCUCACCCACCAACUAUCUGGCCCAGGAGCUCGAGUCGAAUCCCCACGAGAGCAUGAUGAAGAUUAUUCACGACACAAAUGCCAAUAACUCAUCCGGCAUCGACCUCCCCCACGUCGUCAAUAACACUCCCGCCACAAUGAGCAACGACCAACGGAACAAGAUGCUGAAUGCCAUGGCUGGUCGAUCUUCUGCAACACCCUCGACCAACGCUCCGCAGUCUUCCAAGCCCUCAAUGUCCGCCUCUCCCAAUCCGCCGCCUCCAUCUGUCACUGCUACCCCCGAUACGCCGCCCCCUAUGCCUUCCGCUCCCGGUCUUUCGCUUUCGCCAAUCAUGGGCUCCGCUGCGCCGCCGCCUUCACUGCAGCAAAUCAACUUCAAUCAAGAGGACCUCGCCGCGCUACACCGCAUGCAGGAGGAGCAAGCCGCGAAGCUAGACCACCUCUCGAGCAUGCUCGGACCGCUCAGUCCUUCUGGUCGCAUACCCGGGAUCGACGAGAACGGAAACGUAAACGGCUACUUUGACGGUGACCUGGAUAUUGACCAAUUCUUGAACCCAGACGCUUUCCAAGGAGACAACGCUUACCCGGGCGUCAACUUCAACGGCGACGGAAACGACUUUAACUUUACUCUCGACGGCUCGGCUCCCAACAACGGUGGAGCCAAUGUCAAUGGCACGCCGAGCUCCACCGGGACUGAAGAGGUUCCGCGGGAUGGUUUCGAUGGGCUCACUGACAGCCCCGACCGCGGUAACAAACGCAGACGAGUGGGUUGA